AUGUCUACAACUACUGUCAACUCGGAUAUCAUCAUGAGUUCUCUGUCUCCAUCAUCAUUCGGAAUCCGUCAACUUACAAAUGCUGACGUCCCCAAAGCAGCAGCGACUUUACUUGAUGCAUUUCUGGGGGAUCCAUUGUCGAAUUAUUUGGUUCAUCACAUCAAUGAGCCUGCAAAACGUACACAAUGUGAAUUGGCCUUAUACGAGGGGUAUUUACGACAGCAUAUGACUAAAGGCUUGGUAUUUGGACAAGGAGAAACUGAACAGCUGUUUGAAACAGUAAGUAUUUGGUCUACUCCAACGAGUGCUGAGCAAGGCUUGGAAUCUUUUAGCCAUUUAAUGGAAUCAGGUUAUGAUAAAGUAUGGAAUUUGUUUGGGGCGCAAGGCAGAGAUAAAAUAUUCCAAGGAUUAAUGCCACUAUUACACGACUCGUUUGAUAGGAUUACCACCAGUGACAAACGAUUUAGAGGUAAAGACGUGUAUACGUUGGUGUAUGUUGGGUCAACCGCUGCUGCUCGCGGUAAAGGUAAUUUACGCAAAUUAUUCACGUUCAUGUUUGAUAAUUAUAUUGAUUGUGAUGGCAGUGGUGGUGUUUUGACUUAUUUGGAAAGCUCAUCCCUGGCUAACAUUCCUAUAUAUGAACGAUUUGGAUUUCAUUUGGUUGAGAAUAUUGUGUUGGGUGAAAAAGCAGGGGUUGAGGGGAAAGAUUGCGCGGUGAUGAAUGUGAUGAUUAGAGGAAUAAAAGGUGCCGAUUGGACUAAGGAUAACUGCAGAUUAUAA
This is a messenger RNA of Lodderomyces margitis, 780 nucleotides long. RefSeq lists its product as uncharacterized. The transcript has a single exon. The record is from RefSeq and is a predicted model, not a curated record. Bases 1 to 780 code for a protein of 259 amino acids. NCBI's taxonomy places the organism in Eukaryota, Fungi, Ascomycota, Pichiomycetes, Serinales, Debaryomycetaceae.